Messenger RNA from Zingiber officinale, 982 nucleotides. RefSeq lists its product as uncharacterized. The coding region runs from base 70 to 873 and encodes 267 amino acids. The record is from RefSeq and is a predicted model, not a curated record. NCBI's taxonomy places the organism in Eukaryota, Viridiplantae, Streptophyta, Magnoliopsida, Zingiberales, Zingiberaceae. The transcript has 7 exons. Gene Ontology annotation, molecular function: metal ion binding.
GUGUGAUUGUGGAUGCUCUUAUUAUUUAAGGGUUUAUUUCAAUUCUUACAUCUGUAGAAUUUCGUCGAGAUGGCCAUCUCUUCUUCCGCCGGCGACGACAGCCUCCGACCACCUCCGCAACAGUGCCCCAUCUGUCUCCAGUCUAUCAAGCAAGAAGCCUAUUUAGAUCGCUGUUUCCAUUCAUUUUGCCAUCAAUGUAUUGCUCAAUGGGUUCGAUAUGUUGGGAACAAAAAUUCAGAAUCCAUGACUUCAAUCAAAUGUCCUCUUUGCAAGACUGACAAUCUUUCAAUUAUUUAUGGGUUUAAUGGUCAAAACUUCCAGCGACAAUAUGUGAAUCCAAAACUUGAACAGAGAUGCUUUUCAGAUGCUCACGAAUUUAGAAUGAAGUUUUAUAUUGGUGAUAAAGGACCAACAGAUGGUUUGUUCAAUGUUGAACAAUAUUGGAAGCGGCGCAAGUAUCUCCAGAAAAACCCCUGGCUUCAACAAUGGUUAAUAAGGGAAGUUCAGACUCUUUCUCAGGAUGAGGAUGUUGAAGUUAUUGUGCAUCACAUUAUUGGCGUUGCUGAAAUUUUCUUUAAAAGACAACAAAAUGGGGAGAAUAAGGCUACGCCUGAGCAACAACGCAUCCAGUUCAGGACUUUACUUUCCGAUGCUGCCCGACCAUUUCUAGCUGGGUACACUGAGCGUUUCAUCAACGAACUAGAGUCGUUCCUGGUUUCAGGUUUAAACGUCGAAGCAUAUGACAAAGUGUGCAUGCAACAAAUCAGCGAGCCUUCGUCCAGCGGAAGUUUAGACAGUAGUAGUCCAUGCGACGAGACUCUUCGACAUGUUUACCUGCCCUAUUUUGACGAGGACAUUGAAAUAGAUAAAUAAGAUUGUUUUCAUCAACAAAUACUGAUGUCUUUGUGUAUGUUGGUCGGAAGAUAACUGUAACGAGAGAAAUUGUGGCAUCGAUUCGAAGACAUAACCAACCAGGGAACCU